Jatropha curcas is the source of this 3605-nucleotide messenger RNA. Its product is annotated as RAD3-like DNA-binding helicase protein. Lineage: Eukaryota; Viridiplantae; Streptophyta; Magnoliopsida; Malpighiales; Euphorbiaceae. The record is from RefSeq and is a predicted model, not a curated record. Gene Ontology annotation, molecular function: hydrolase activity, acting on acid anhydrides, in phosphorus-containing anhydrides; DNA helicase activity; ATP binding. Gene Ontology annotation, cellular component: nucleus. Gene Ontology annotation, biological process: establishment of sister chromatid cohesion; nucleobase-containing compound metabolic process.
GAAAGUGGUAAUCAGGUGUGAGCGAGCUCAUUUUUGCUAAUAAUCGCCUAUCAGCUUUUAAUGGGCUGGGCCAAAGCCAUUGGGCCUUUUAAAUUGCCAAUACGUGACAAAACGCGUUCGUCGAAUGGCAUCUCCCUUUAAGAUUGGCUCAAUAGUAAACGACACAUCGUUAAUAGUGAUAAUUCGAAAAUUGGAAUAUGCAAUCCCUGCAGCCAAACAAGCCCCUUUCCUCUCGACCUCAUUCUGUUUUUCGCGGGAAAAUCCUACGCAAGCUCAAAAUUCAACACUGAUUCGAUUAACUUCAUCUACUAAAGAAAUCAACUGACUUAUUAAUAAGCAAAAGCAAUAGGAAAAAUAAGAGAGAAAACAGCAAUUCUUAGAGAUGGAAAAUGAAGAAAAUGAGCCAAAAUUUCCAGGGUUUCCGUAUAAACCCUACUCGAUUCAGAUGGAUUUCAUGAAGGCACUUUAUCGCUCUUUAGACAAAGGUGGUGUCUCCAUGCUUGAAAGCCCUACAGGGACUGGGAAAACUCUGAGUAUCAUAUGCAGUUCUUUACAAUGGGUUUACGAUAAGAGACAAAAGGAGAAGUCAAAAGCAAAAGUUGAAUCUGAUCAGAGUAAGGGAGAUGGUCGUCAGAUUAUGUCUGAUGAUGAACCUGAUUGGAUGAGAAAUUUUGUUGUGAAAAAAGAGGACAUAAAAAAGGAGAAGAAAGUCAAGAAGAAAUUUGGAUUAGGAAAACAAAAUGAGAGAAAGAUUCGGGAAGGGUAUAGAGAAAUUUUUCCACGAGUCAAGGAGGAAGAAGAUUGCCAUAUGAAGAAAGGGCAUACGAGUUUGGGACAGAAAAAUGAUGGUGUGGAAUUUAAUGAUGAGGAGUUUUUGUUGGAAGAAUAUGAGAGUGAAGAUGAAGGAAGUUUAGUCAGUGGGAAAUCAAAGAGGAAAGCUGGAAGGUGUUCAGUUAUUUCGUCGAGUGAUGAGGAAGGGGAAAAGUAUGGGUCUGAUGGUGAAGAGGAGGAAAAGGAGUUGAAGAUUUAUUUUUGUAGUAGGACACAUUCGCAGCUCUCACAGUUCGUAAAGGAGUUGAGGAAGACCAGUUUUGAUAAUGAAAUAACAGCUGUGUGUUUAGGCUCUCGGAAGAAUUUUUGCAUAAAUGAAGAUGUUCUUAAACUUGGAAAUGCCACUCGCAUUAAUGAAAGAUGCUUGGAGUUGCAAAAGUACGGGAAAAGUGAAGUGUCGAAGAUCAAGAACUUAGGUCUGGAGAGAAGAGUACCCCGAACCAAAGCAUCUUCAAGAUGCCCAAUGCUUAGAAAACAUAAGCAAAGGCAAUUUAGGGAUGAGAUUUCUCAACAAGGAGCUCUGGAUAUCGAAGAUCUUGUUCAGCUUGGAAGAAGUAUGGGAACCUGUCCAUAUUAUGGCUCCCGAAGCAUGGUACCAGCAGCAGAUCUUGUGGUUCUUCCAUAUCAAUCUCUUCUAUCAAAAUCAUCACGUGAACUGCUUGGACUGAAUUUGAAGAACAAUAUUGUUAUAAUAGAUGAGGCACAUAAUCUUGCUGACUCCCUGAUCAGCAUGCAUGAUGCGAAAAUUACAUUUUCAGAGUUGGAUCAUGUGCAUUCCCACAUAAAGAAGUACUUUGCUAGAUUUCGCAAUCUCUUGGGACCUGGCAAUCGAAGAUACAUCCAAACUCUGAUGGUUGUCACUCGGGCUUUCCUACAAACUCUAUCCAGUGAGAAGGAUUGGAGCAAUGCAAAUACUUGCCAAGUUGAAGAAAAAACUGCAUUUGAUACUUCCAUGGCCAUUAAUGAUUUUCUGUUUUCUCUUAAUAUAGACAACAUUAAUUUGGUCAAAUUGCUCCAUUAUAUAAAGGAAAACAACUUCAUACACAAGGUAUGUGGAUAUGGAGAAAAAGUGGCUAGCUUGCAGAAAGAUUUGGUUCUAAAUAAUAGUGGAGAAUGCAGUGAGGAGUUGAGCAUGCUUUCCAGUUUCCGGGCAUUAGUAGAUAUGUUGGUAUCGCUGACCAACAAUGAUGGUGAUGGACGCAUAAUAAUUUCAAAAUCAAGACCAACAUGCUCUGGAAGACAAGGAGGAUUCUUAAAAUAUGUUAUGCUCACAGGGGAAAAGAUUUUUUCAGAGAUUGUGGAAGAAGCACGAGCAAUUAUAUUGGCAGGUGGGACCCUGCAACCUAUAGAAGAGACAAGGGAGAGACUCUUCCCUUGGUUACCACUAAAUCAGCUGCAUUUCUUUUCAUGUAGUCACAUUGUCCCUCCUGAAAGCAUUUUGCCAAUUGCAGUUUCCCGUGGCCCUUCUGGUCAAUCCUUUGAUUUUAGCUAUAGCUCAAGAAGCUCAUUAAACAUAAUAGAGGAGCUAGGGCUUUUGCUUUGCAACGUGGUGGCUGUUGUUCCUGAAGGAAUUGUAGUGUUCUUCUCCUCAUUUGAAUAUGAAGCAAAGGUCUACGAUGCAUGGAAGACAUCAGGCAUUCUUGAGAGGAUUAUGAAGAGAAAGUGUAUAUUUAGAGAACCAAGAAGAAAUGCUGAUGUGGAACUUGUUCUAAAGGAAUACAAGGAAACAAUUGAUAGAUCGUCUGGAAGUGCAAAAGAAGAUAUAGCACCUCAGAGUGGUGCAGUACUCCUAGCUGUAGUUGGUGGAAAGAUAUCAGAAGGCAUCAACUUCAGUGAUGAGAUGGGUCGAUGCAUAGUUAUGGUUGGACUACCUUACCCAAGUCCAUCUGACAUUGAAUUGAUAGAGAGAGUGAAGCAUAUUGAAAGUUUAGGAGAAUCAAAUUCUGCUAGAACCUCCAAAAUUUCAGCCAGUGAUGAAUAUUUCAGUGGGGAUAUUCAGGCUGCAUUUAGCAUCCUAAGGAGUUGCAAGCGCAGAGGACAAGAAUAUUAUGAAAAUCUCUGCAUGAAAGCUGUAAACCAGUCAAUUGGUAGGGCAAUAAGACACAUAAAUGAUUAUGCAGCCAUUUUGUUGGUUGACAUGCGCUAUGCAUCUGCUUCCUCAAAAAGAAGCUUCUCUCAUCCAACUAACAAGCUUCCACAGUGGAUAAAAGAUUGUCUUGUUUCUGCUACCACUAGUUAUGGCGAAGUCCACAAGCUGCUCCACCAGUUCUUCAAAUUCAACAAGAAGAGAGGUUGCCAAUAGAAAGCACUACUAGAACUUUUUACUGAAAUCAAAUACUAUUAUAGAGGCUGUUAUGCUGCUUUCCAAAGCAAGUUCCUGUUGAGUUGGAAAUGGGUGCCUUGGACAGAUUUGCAAGAAAGGUACUUCAUGUCAAGGCAAUUUCCAUUGAGGAUUAUAUUAUAUGAUACAAAUUCUUAUUUUUUUCCAACCGAUCUUACCUUAUUACAUUAUACAAAUUUGCAAAUUGUAUGAAGGGCCAUAACCUGAUUUAGUUUCAAGUUGGUGUGGCUUGGUGCAUAUUGUCUUUGAAGGCAGGCAGCGGACGAUUGUGUGCCUGUCUCAAAAAAUAGAUUCACCAUUUUUUCUUUGCAACUGGUUCAUUAUUGAAUAGUAAAUAUUAUGUAGAAUACAUUGAUGUAGAUGAGCUCGUGUUUUCGCAUCACAACACAUUGUAUUAUAUGGAAGUCAACUGCCACAGAAGAUAUUGGACUGA